GUAGGAUGGGGAUGGUUUAGUUAUAUUUGUUUUUUUUUACUUUUGGGGUGAUUUGUUGACCUUUCUCGUACGUUGCACAACUUCUGUGUUUUUUGUUACUGCUUGUCGUUGUUGAAGUUCUUACCCCGUGGCCCCCUAUCGGACGAUUUAAAUAAAAAAAGAGCUUUCCAGCUAGUCGGAUUCCGCUUUGCAUUCUGAAAUAAAUAAAUAUUCCGGUUCCGAGACCACGUGGGGUGGGCCUGCCCCGCGAACCCACGUGGGGUGGGCGUCGAAGGCAAAUGGCGGAAUAUGAAACGAAUUUGAACACGCGUGGUGCCCUGAGGGUGCCCUGAGAGAGAGAGAGGCAGGGAGGCCUGCCGGCCGGCCGGCCGGGAAGGAGGAGAGAUCUCUUGGUCGUCGUUACGGGGAGGGCAAGACGAGGGAGUCCUCCUUCCAGACCGCACCUCCUUCCCGAGCUGAGGAACGGAAGUUUCUCGCCAUCUUCGCAAGCAAUCCCCAGUAAAAUUGUGUGGGUGGCGGGAGCCUCAAUAAUUGUCCGCCUCUCAGUGCGUGCGGCCCAACGUGGUACCUCUCAAAAAAUGUCGUUACCAUCAUCACCAUCACCACCAACAACAACAUCACCACCACCAACAACAUCACCACCAACAACAUCACCACCAUCAACAUCACCACCACCAACAACACCAUCACCGGCUCGAGGCUCCUGGCACGUGGCCCUCUACUCGGACGUGGAGAAGAGCGGCUACCUGACGAAGCGACGCAGCGGCCAUCGCCGCUACUUCGUGUUGCGCGGGGCGUGCCACUCGGCACGCCUGGAGUGUCACGACAGCCGAGAGAGCUGGCUGGGCAAGGGCCCUCCCGCCAAGGACGCCCACGAGAGAGGCGCCCGGGGUCCGCUGGCCCGCCUCGCCCGAUGGCCCCUCGCGCACCUGCCGGGCCUCCGCCAGCGACCGCGUCGCGUCGUGCCCCUCUGCGGCCUCAUGCACGUGGUCGAGCGGUCGGACGAGCGCUGCCCGCACGGCCUCGCGCUGCUCACCGACUCCGCGUACCUCGCCCUGGGGGCGCCCGACGAGGCCGAGCAACGCGCCUGGCUCUCGGCGCUGCGGGCCCUGGUGGCCGUCGACGGCGCGAAGCUGGGAGGCCCGUGGGGGGCCCUGCCGGCCGCGCCGGGAGGAGGAGGAGCAGGCGGCGGCCCCGGGGCGCACCAGCGGCAGCAGCUGCUGCUGCUGGACGCGUGGCAGGGCGAGCUGCUGUCCCAAGAUCUGGGGCUGACCACGUUGCUCGCGGGGCCCUGCAGGGUCUUCUUCUACACUGAGCACCUGCACUACGUGAGCCCAGCCAGGGGACCGCGUACAGAUGCCACCAGGGUGAUCGUCAGCCUGUUUUGUAUCAAGUACUUCGGUCACAGCGAUGACUGCUUCUUCAUCACCUUGGGCAAUUCCUCGGAUCUGGGACCAGGACAGAUCUGGAUGAGGGUGGAGGACGACACCAUGGCGGCGGCGAUUCACCACAAUCUCCUGCUGGCCGUGGAGGAGCUGUCGCUGUGCCGGAUGUGGAGCCGGCCGCAGCCCCCGCGGCCCAAGCUCUGCUCGUCCGCGUCGACGGCGCGGAGACGUCUCGGCAGCUCCGGGCUCCGCGGCCACGCCCCGCCGCAGCGUGCGCCACGAGAGCUGCCUGGCGCGUAACCGUCGCUUGCCCGCCCGAGCUCCAGCUACCGCGCGGGUGGCGGUAGCGCUAGCCCUAGACCCGCCGCUGACCAGUGCGGUGAAGUAUGGUUUAACGACCCUCGUUGCCGACACGGUGUGGAGAGGCCCUCAUCCUGCAGUGUAUUUUCCGAUUACUCUACCAAAAAUAGAUUCGUAAAAGCUGUUUAAUAUAUUCACACGACUGUUUAUUAGUAUUGUCCUGAGACAGUGGUUACAUUUACACAUUAUUAUGAUCAGAGGCCAGUCCCUCAUAACUAUGACUACUUUCCACAAAGUCAAACUCAGUUUAUGAACCGCAAUGGAUGAUGACAGACCCAAGUAGAUCUCCCCCCCCCCCCCGACUAGGAUUUGAAAUCACAAACUUCCGAUUUGGAGUUGUACACUCUGACCACAGUGCCACUCGGCAGUUUUAAUUUUACGAGAACACUCCCUGGACUUUUCCGAUUUCAAUUAUUCAUUCGGACUUUUAUUAUUUUAGCAACGCCAGAAAACUCGCGGCAAUUGAACGCACGCUAUGGAAACUGGUGCAGUGAUGCCGCCCCUGAUUGCCUCUUCGGCUUUCUGAAAAAGAAAUGUCGCUGCUCUUAACUUCACCACGCCGGGUCAGUGUGGUUUAUGUAGAUCUCACAAGAUCAGGGGCGUUUAAUAUGAAGGCAAGGUCAGGUGACGUGUCUAUGUUGACUUCCUGUAUCUUGUCCUGAUGAUGUUUUUGGUGUAGUUUUAAACGAAUCGCCCAUAUCAAUUCUAGAUUUAAAGCUUUCGUAACUGCUAGGAUCCAUACUCUUUGGUUCUAUUGGGUAAAGUCAGGUAUUUUAUUUUUUUACCUACGUGACUUUACCCAAUAGAACCAAAGAGUACGCCCAUAUCUAAUUGCUAAACUUGUUUGUGAAGAUUGUUCCUCGACUCGCCGUGGACCUGAAGCGAUAAUAAUUUGCACAACGUUUAAUGCUUAUACAUCACUUGACAAUAUAGUUUGGUUGUGUCGCAUGGUGCAGUGUCUUUGACGACACGAAUUGGCCCGGAUCUUUACGUAGUCCUAACCCAAAAAUCAUAAACUAUAAGAUUAUCUGCGAAAAGGUGCACGUGAAGUGAUUA
Petromyzon marinus (sea lamprey) is the source of this 2801-nucleotide messenger RNA. RefSeq lists its product as uncharacterized. Gene Ontology annotation, biological process: insulin receptor signaling pathway. NCBI's taxonomy places the organism in Eukaryota, Metazoa, Chordata, Hyperoartia, Petromyzontiformes, Petromyzontidae. The record is from RefSeq and is a predicted model, not a curated record. Gene Ontology annotation, molecular function: insulin receptor binding; phosphatidylinositol 3-kinase binding. Gene Ontology annotation, cellular component: cytosol; plasma membrane.